AUGACAGGAGUAACAAAGGAUGGUCUCAUUCGCCACUUCUUCCACAGGCCCUCCAAAGCCUACACCACAGGCAACCGGAAAAGAAGAAAAGUGAACACAAAUGAACUAGAAGGUGAGACUCGCUGGCACAAGACAGGCAAAACUAGACCCAUCUUUGAACACAAAAAAGUUAAGGGCCACAAGAAAAUAUUAGUUCUCUACACAAACUAUGGCAAGCUAAAAAAACCUGAAAAAACUAAUUGGGUCAUGCAUCAAUACCAUUUGGGUUCUGAUGAAGAAGAGAAGGAUGGAGAGCUCGUCGUGUCGAAGAUAUUCUAUCAGACGCAGCCGCGUCAGUGCGGCUCGAUCACAUUGAAGGACCAACUCAAGGAUGAAAAUGUUGCAGAUUGCUAUAAUUCAUCUGUUAUGUCUUACAACAUUAAUAGGGAGCAUGAUGGAGCUGAUCAUUUUAUGCAUGACUUUGGUUCAGACGCGAGCCGCGGUCUCAUGCUUGCGGUCGGCGUUUUGGUCGCGUAUGAAGGUUGUGUAUUACUCUACUGCCCUCACGAAAGAAGCCGCUCCUCGCUGCCCUCACGGAAGAUGCCCCUCACGAAAGAAGCAGCUCCCUCAUCGCGAUUCACUCCACUGUUCCCUCAUCACGAUUCACUCCGCUGCCCUUGCGGAAGAAGCCGCUCCCUCAUCGCAAUUCGAAAGCUCAGCCGCUCCCCCUUCUUUGGCAUUCCUUCACUUCGCGGUUGA
Molecule: messenger RNA, 738 nt
Organism: Phalaenopsis equestris
Lineage: Eukaryota; Viridiplantae; Streptophyta; Magnoliopsida; Asparagales; Orchidaceae
Product: NAC domain-containing protein 10-like
Exons: 2
Coding region: 1-738 (245 amino acids)
Biological process (GO): regulation of DNA-templated transcription
Cellular component (GO): nucleus
Molecular function (GO): transcription cis-regulatory region binding; DNA-binding transcription factor activity
Source: RefSeq, a predicted model, not a curated record